CGCAGCCUGCGGCGCGGCUGUCCGUGCCCUGCGCUCCACCCGCACGGACGCCGCUGCGCACCCGGCUCUCUCAGCGCCCCAGACCCGGAAGGUUCUGGGGCCUUGGCACCCCCUGGGGGAAAAGGCACGGGACACGGAGGAGGCUGUGGGUGUCUGCUCUUGAUCGCAGUGGCUGGGGAACAGGUGGGAGCUCCUGAGAAAGUCGCCCAGCAGCAGCUAGUGCAGGGCAGUGUGCCCAGGAAGGUCCCUCUGCCGCCGUGGAAACUCGAAGUCCGGGAUGGCCCUGUCCAACACCACAGCGGUGACACCCUUCCUGACCAAGCUGUGGCAGGAGACAGCUCAGCACGGCAACGUGUCGGGCCUGGCCCGCCGGGUCCUCGGGGACGGUCACGGCGGGAUGGAGGCCCUCUACGUCCUCAUGGUGCUUGGCUUCUUUGGUUUCUUCACCCUGGGCAUCAUGCUCAGCUACAUCCGCUCCAAGAAGCUGGAGCACUCGCACGACCCCUUCAACGUGUACAUCGAGUCCGACGCCUGGCAGCAGAAAGACAAGGCGUACUUCCAGGCCCGGGUCCUGGAGAGCUGCAAGGCCUGCUACGUCAUUGAGAACCAGCUGGCCGUGGAACGGCCCAACACGGGCCUUCCCGAGGGGAAGCCCGCAUCCUGACCCUGGCCGGUGAACACAGGGCCAAGUCUGUGGGAAGUCUGAUUGUCCCAAGCCUCUGCCCUCUUAUACUCUUUAUUGCAAGGACACACUUUUUUGCUCUGUAAUGGUGAGGGGUGUAUUAGGAGCACUAUUUCUCUACGAUCACAUUCCUUCUGUCCUAGACCAUCAGCUGUUCCCCAGGGACUGUUCCCUGAGAGGGUGGCCUCGGAGAAUGGGAGCUGUGGUUCCCAGACUCCCUUGCAGCUAGCAGGUCAUGCGAUGAAGUUUUGGCCAGUGGAGGUGGGAGUGAUUUUUGGAAAGUGAAGGACAUUUCCUCUAUUUCCCUUUCCCAUGCCCCAGUGGCUGGGACAUCGGUGAGUGGUGGACCAGCUUUGGCUUUGGAAAUGGACAGUGUGUCACAGAUGACAGAGUCUGGGGCCCCAGGCAAUGCCAUGAGGCAGGGUCCCCCAGCCCUCCUGGACACCCACCAGCUCAGGCUUCAUAGGAAAAAGAAACUAACUCCAAUCUCCCUUAAGCCACCGUUAUUUUGGUUUAUGUUACAGCAGCAGAAUCUGUAUUGUAACAAAUACACCUACCUUAUAAGACUAAGAUGCAGGAGGAAAAAAAAUGUCUGCUUCCAAAUGUACAGCAAGCAGAAGGUACUCAGUUAUCACGGCAGGAGGGAAGGGUGCCCCCCAUGGGGCCCAGGGGAAGGGGUGGGCGUGGGCACGGGGCAACUCUGAGCACUGAGGUGGCGGGGCCUUUUGAGCUUCUGUGCCCAUUGUGGUGGCACCGUGUCCUCACAAAAUAUUUGUUCAAGUCCCUGGUCCCUACGAAUGUGACCCUAUGUGAAAACAGGGUCUUUGCAGAUGCCAUCAGGGAAGGUGAGGUCCUUGGGGUCGGCACUAAUGAAAUAUGAGGGAUGUCCUUCAAAGGAGAGGGAGACCCGGAUGCGGACACAUGGGACGAGCCCCUGUGACGACAGAGGCAGAGACUGGAGUGGCACAGCCACAAGCCGGAGGCAGUGUCCCCUGCAGGCGACAGAGGAAGCACAGCCCGUGACCCUGGCUUCGGACUCCUGGCCCUCAGACUGUGCAACAAUGAGUUUCUCUGGUUCGAGGCCACGUAGUUUGGGACUCUCAGUCACGGCAGCCCCGGGACACUCACACAGUGGCCCACCUCCACCUCCCGCCCCCGAGACGGCUGUCCUCUCUGCCAUCCUUAUUUACACAAAACAGAAGAUGCUCUCAAAGAUGGAGGUGGGAAGGGAAGGGACUGGGGUGGAGGUAGAUGGGACCAGGAGGGGGUUCAGGGCUGCAGAAUAAGCCUGGUUCCCGUGGCCCGACUGGAGAGAGUCGCGGAGCAGGUGCGCCGUGGGCAGCACAAGCACUCCGCCACACCCGCACACUCGUCCGUAGAGGGUGGGGCGCUUUAAUCAACCGUGGCUGUCCACACCUUCCCCUAGCGUUGAAGGCUGACCUCAAGGGCACACGCCCGUCCCCGUCCGCCCCCAGGCCUGGGGUCCUGCACAGACAGCGACUCCGCUGGGGGAGUCGGAGGCCCUUGGCGGGGACGUCUCGGGCAGAGCCUGGGUGACUGAGUCCUUGAGGUAGGCCCUUGGGGUCACAGAGCCCCUCGAAAAUCUCACGAAAGCUAAUGAUCCCUCCACACCCCCCAAGUACUCAUGUACAACAUGCUUCCCACCGUCUUGGGGGGUCACGGGCCCCCAAAAGCACCUUUGGCUGCUCGCAUGUCAUAGCCCCAGUGGGGUUCCCUGCUCCACUCAGUUACAUCUCGCCGUGGUGAAGAAAGGCAGGCGGGGAACGCGGGUGGAGGGGGACCCAGAGUGACCGCGGCCGAGUCACAGCGUCACACUGACUAUGAUGUUCCAGGCACAGAACUGGCUCCUUACAACCAGCUCCUGUCCCCCAGCGCCACCCGAGACUCCUCCCUGUCCCCGAGGGACCAGCUAGCUGUUUGGCACACUGCCCGGGGCCCCCAAACCCUUCCCAAGCCCCGGAUUUCCAAUCCUCCUUACUGUACUUUAAAAUCUGGUUCGGCGGACGUAGAUGUCUUGCUGCAGCCGGAGGCCGUACCGAGCCCUCUGAAAACAGAAUCUCAGCAACUGCUUCAUGUGCGGUGCUUUCUGUGUGCACUGGGUGGGGCGACGUGCCUUUUGAGGAAUCAAUAAGAUCUUUUAAAAAAAUUAAAUUCUUUUAUCCUGCUCUGUGGUGUGUGUUCUCUGACCAUCACUGUGGCCCUUUUACAAAGUGGUUGUGGGUUCUCGGGGGCUCUGAGGGGACCACCCUGGGGGCUCAGGAACGAGGAUGUCAGGUUGUCAGCGGGCAGGUAAUCUCUGCAGCGACUCACCGGUGCCCAAGGACAGGAACUGGGGAGCCAGGCAGAGCCAGGGCAGACUGCGGAGCGCCCCCCACCCUCCCCAUCCCCCGAAAACAUGGCUGAGUGUGUUUUCUGCCAGCCGGAAAUGUGCUCCGUCUGAAUGAACUUGUGGGUUAUUUAAAAAAUAUAUACUGGAGCCCUGGCUGGUGUAGCUCAGUGGAUUGAGCGCGGGCCUGCGAACCACACGAUCGCGGUUCGAUUCCCAGUCAGGGCACAUGCCUGGGUUGCAGGCCGGUUCCCUGCAGGCCAGUUCCCAGCAGGGGACACACAAAAGGCAACCAUACAUUGAUGUUUCUCUCCCUCUCUCCUUCCCCCCC
Molecule: messenger RNA, 3360 nt
Organism: Artibeus jamaicensis (Jamaican fruit-eating bat)
Lineage: Eukaryota; Metazoa; Chordata; Mammalia; Chiroptera; Phyllostomidae
Gene: KCNE1
Product: potassium voltage-gated channel subfamily E regulatory subunit 1
Exons: 3
Coding region: 278-664 (128 amino acids)
Biological process (GO): potassium ion export across plasma membrane; regulation of heart rate by cardiac conduction; ventricular cardiac muscle cell action potential
Cellular component (GO): membrane
Molecular function (GO): voltage-gated potassium channel activity involved in ventricular cardiac muscle cell action potential repolarization; transmembrane transporter binding; delayed rectifier potassium channel activity
Source: RefSeq, a predicted model, not a curated record